UCCUCUAAAUUUCUUUUCAGUAACAUUUUCAGUUAUUUGUAAGCGCGGAAUAGUUGUUGAGGGGACGUACGCAGUUACACUGUCUGUAAGGAGUAUAGAGAUAAAAUCCUAAAGUUAACGCUCAUCAACUAACUUAUAUAGGACCGAAUUAAUUUGGACACGUUUUUGAAGUGGUGACUACAUCUCUGCUGGACCGUGAAGCGAUACCUGUCAUUCUGAAGACAUGGGAGAAAUCUGGAGAAUUGAAAUGCCCGGUAGUUCUGAAGGGGAAGAAAAGGUUAAUUGGAUUUGAACAAAGACUGUUCAACUGUUUAACAACAAGCGUUUUGUUCAAAGACCAUGAUGCCAAACCCAGGCCUGGCUCCUCCCUCCACCUCAGUCCUGCUUCUCUCGCUCCUCCUCCACCUCUCCCUGUCAUCCCGAGCCCCCCAUCACCCACAACCCGUCCAUCUCCCCUCGCUGGUGCCUCAUGCACCCCUGCCCCUCUCCCGCUCUCACUUUAGUGCUCAAACUCAGCUGGACCUCACCACCCACUGCAAUUCCAGCUGCUACCACAGGGGGGAGCAGGAGAGCGGUCGCGACCACCUGACCGAGCAGCUGGCCUUCGAGACGCUCUACGCGGACGGCUCUCGUACCCUCACCACUGUGGACGUGGAGGACGAGGAUGACUUUGAGGGCGUGGUCGGCCCUGCCGCUCGUCCUCCGCCAUUGAGAGGACCUCGAAUUGCCAGUCGGCACAAGCGCCGGAAACGGCAGAUCUACGGGGCUGACGGGCGUUUCAACAUCCGCGGUGACCACUUCCUGCUCGACUAUCCGUUCUCCACUGCCGUGCGGAUCUCCACCGGCUGCACCGGCGUCUUGGUGUCCCAGCGCCACGUGCUGACCGCCGCCCACUGUGUUCACGACGGGAAGGACUACGUCAAGGGAGCCCGGAAGCUGAGGGUGGGGUUCCUGACUCCGCCGUACAUCAACGGCACCAAGCCCGACCAGGCCCUCGCCAAAAAGCCCCUGGUGCGCUGGGUUCGGGUCAAACGCACCCGUGUUCCCAAGGGCUGGAUCCAGGGUCCACAAGAGGUCAGCAUGGACUUCGACUACGCCCUUCUGGAGCUUCGCUGGCCUCACCGUCGGCCCUUCAUGCGCCUGUCGGUAGCUCCGUCCGCCGAUGACCUGGCAGGGAAGCGCAUCCACUUCUCCGGGUUCGACAGCGAUAGGUCCGGGGAGCUGGUCUACCGCUUCUGUCCCGUGGAGGACGAGUCUAACGAUCUGAUCUAUCAGCAUUGCGACGCCAGACCCGGGGCUAGCGGCUCGGGGGUGUAUGGCCGCGUGUGGGACACGGCUCUGGAGCGCUGGGAGAGGAAAGUGAUCGGCGUCUUCUCCGGGCAUCAGUGGCUGGAGAUCAAUGGGGAGAACCGUGACUACAAUGUGGCCGUGAGAUUCACCCCGCUGAAGUUUGCCCAGAUCUGCUAUUGGGUUCAUGGGACUCGGGUAGACUGUAGCCAGGAGUAAGACAAGAUGGAGGCUAAGAAAGCCUGUGACAAGGGUUGCAAAACUCCAUGAACUGUCAAUGGAUUUCCUCUAAAUCAUUAACUGAAACGUUCCUGAAUGCUUCUGGCAAACCUACCAAUGACUGAAAACUAAAGUAAGCACAUUCUCUUAAAGCUGCACUAGGUAGUAUUUCAGUAAAAAAAAAAAACUUUUGUCCCCUAUAAACAUGUUGUGUAAGCUAAUGAGGCCCUCUAAGAGUUGUUUAGCAACACAGACAGCUCAGUGCCAGUGGAAGGUCAAUUUUGGAGUGUUACCCUACUUUCCAGCCAAUCCUGUUCCAGUCAGUCCCCUUCUACGAGGCGGGCUGUCCUCCUUGGCUUAUUUUGAGAAUGCGCAUUUUAACUGGAUGAUAUACAGUGGGGCAAAAAGGUAUUUAGUCAGCCACCAAUUGUGCAAGUUCUCCCACUUAAAAAGAUGA
This is a messenger RNA of Esox lucius (northern pike), 1963 nucleotides long. RefSeq names its product serine protease 23 (gene prss23). Gene Ontology annotation, biological process: proteolysis. Gene Ontology annotation, molecular function: serine-type endopeptidase activity. Bases 340 to 1506 code for a protein of 388 amino acids. The transcript is spliced from 2 exons. The record is from RefSeq and is a predicted model, not a curated record. NCBI's taxonomy places the organism in Eukaryota, Metazoa, Chordata, Actinopteri, Esociformes, Esocidae.